Molecule: messenger RNA, 899 nt
Organism: Batrachochytrium dendrobatidis JAM81
Lineage: Eukaryota; Fungi; Chytridiomycota; Chytridiomycetes; Rhizophydiales
Exons: 8
Coding region: 1-627 (208 amino acids)
Biological process (GO): regulation of exocytosis; protein localization to plasma membrane; protein secretion
Cellular component (GO): plasma membrane; endosome
Molecular function (GO): GTPase activity; GTP binding
Source: RefSeq, a predicted model, not a curated record
AUGGCCACCAGCAAGAACGCUUCCUAUGACUAUCUGAUCAAGCUACUGCUCAUUGGAGACUCUGGCGUUGGAAAGAGCUGCUUGCUUCUUCGAUUCUCUGACGAUUCAUUUACGCCAUCGUUUAUUACAACCAUUGGUAUUGACUUUAAGAUUAGGACAAUCGAACUGGAUGGCAAGCGUAUCAAACUUCAAAUCUGGGAUACAGCUGGCCAAGAACGAUUCCGCACGAUUACAACUGCGUAUUAUCGUGGUGCCAUGGGUAUUUUACUCACUUACGAUGUGACUGAUGAGCGCUCAUUCAACAACAUUCGCAACUGGAUUCGUAAUAUUGAACAGCAUGCCAGCGAGGGUGUCAACAAGAUCCUGAUUGGAAACAAGUGUGAUAUUCUUGACAAAAAGGUGAUUUCCAAAGAACAGGGUCAAGCUCUGGCUGAUGAACACGGCAUCAAGUUUUUAGAAACCAGUGCCAAGUCUAAUAUUGGUGUUGAAGAAGCAUUUUACAUGCUAGCAAGAGAUAUUAAAAAAAGGCUAAUCGACACAGCUCAAGAAAAGACUGAUUUGAAAACGGCUGGAAAUGUCAAUGUCAAUCAAAAGGGAAAUGCCGCUACUGCUGGAUGCUGUGGUUAAGUCGUUUUAGUUGAACGACUACUUGAUUCAUACCGUUGCACUAUUCUUUGUUUACGCAAGACAGUUGAGAUUCCAAAUGUGUGACUUUUGGUCCAUCUGUCCAUUUAUAUCUCGGCUUCAGAUUGCUUUAUCUUUUUUAGUUGAGGCUUUUCUAUUUUUCUUUUGCUUUCCUAUUUCACCCCUUAUUCUCUUAGCUCUGUUUGCUAGAUUCAAGAGAUCUAUUUGUUUGGAUAUUUCUUUCCACCUCUCCCAAUAAAUACGUUUUUGCCAUG